GCUGUGACCGAGACGGACACGGCCUCACCUCACGGCGGCGGGUUUGGCGGCCUCGGACGGAAGGAGGGCGCCCAGUCCGGGUGUGAGGUAGUCCGGUUCUGAGAGGAGGUCGGCGGCGCAGGAUGGGGGUCACCUGUGUUUCUCAGAUCCCAGCAGUUGAGGGGAAGAGUGUCCAGCAAGCCGUGGAGAUGCUCACGAAGAAGUUGGAAAUGCUGGGUGCUGUGAAGCAGGGCACAUUUUGUGUGGACUGUGAAACUUAUCAUGCAGCACCGACUGUGACCAUUCCAGGGCAGCCUGCGAAGUUCAUGUACGUUAUGCACAACACUGAGUAUCCUCUUAGCUGCUUUGCACUUUUUGAAAACGGGCCCUACCUGGUUGCCGACACAAACUUCGACACGCUCAUGGUCAAGCUGAAGGGGUUUUUCCAGAAUGCCAAGAGUAACAAGAUUGAAAGCCGAGGGCCUCGCUAUCAGUAUGGUGACUUUCUGAUAAAGGUUGGGACAGUUACCAUGGGACCCAGUGUCCGUGGCAUAACUGUUGAGGUAGAGUACUGUCCCUGCAUAGUGUCAAAUGACUGCUGGAAUCUCAUGAUGGAAUUCAUGCAGAGUUUCAUGGGAAACCAUACCCCUGGAAUCCCGUCUGUAUUCUCGACAAAGCACGAUGGCAUUUAUACGCCCACAGACACAGCCGUUCAGUACAUGGAGCUGUUCAAUAAAAUCCGGAAACAGCAGCAGGCUCCUGUAUCAGGAAUGAGAUAGGCUGCUUUGUACUGACAAAUCUAAACCACUUCUUCAUUGAAUCUGGCAACUUAAUCCUUUCAAUGAAGAGCAUUUGGUAUCACUCAAGAUACAACAAUUUUGCAAUGCGUUUUCUUCUUGCGAGAAGAAUGAGGCAAAAUAGUUUAUUUCUUUCCACCUCUGCUGGUAGGUAGCCUUGAAUCUGGUUUCCAAUGGCCAGAAGUUUUCUGCAAUGUUGACCUUUAUUUCUUCUUAAUUCUCCUCUACUCACAGUGACUAGCCUGCCUGUGAAAUAACUAGAGCAGCAUUGCUGGAUUAAAAAUAGCCAUGGCGUGACAUGAAGAAGCCAGUGACCAGUGAGACGAGCUUACACCAUACUUCCUCCAAUUCAGCUGUACCAGGAAGGCUGGAUGGAGUCACUUGCUCACAGGGUUACAGACAAGAAGUGGGCUUGAUUCAAUUUCAUAAUUAAUUAAAUCCAGGGAUGGUUUUUAGAUUGGCUAAUUCAGAAAUCUUGUCCAGUUGUGGACGGUAUGUGAAAUGGUGAUGCUAAAUAGCAGAGAAGGCUGAAAAUAGUGGGGAAAGCCUCUUAACUGAAUAAUUCUGAGAAUAAAUAUGUUGGAGAUGCUGGAAUAAAAACAAAGUGUUGGAACUCCUGAGUGACAGGAGAGCAUUUAGGUGGUUUGAUGCAUCAUUGAAGAGAGUUCUUUGAAACAUACUGAGCUUAAAUGCUAACGCUCUGUUGAUGCUAUCUCAUCUGACAAUUUUCUGUUUUUAUAACAACAUAAUUUUUUGCCUUCUGUGCAAAUACGUAGUUAUUUGUAGUAAAUUAUCUAUAAAGCAGGAUUGAGUGGCCAUUACUAGGGAGUUUUUUUUUUACGUCAGUGCACUGAUUGACUCUUACUGACUAGGAGGAUUUACUUUUUAAGAUUUGCAUGAAAGUACUACCUGGUUCAAUAAUGCAGCCACCCUAUGUGUGUCAGGACUUGAUAUUUUAGAAAACACUCAAACAUAGCCUGUGCUCCCAUUGCUCAUCUCAGUCAAGUGACUCCUGAUUAGAUUACGGAUAUCAGUGGACAACAGAGUUAGUGGAAUUUCUGUAUCAGAGGUACAGUGACCCAAGCUCAAUCCCGACUACUGUUGUCUCUGUGGAGUUUCCAUGUUCUCCCUGUGGCUGGUUCCCUUCAAAGUCCCAAAGAAGUGCAGGUUAAUUACGAAAUUACCCUUAGUGUGUGAGUAGCCGAAUCUGGGGCAUGGUGAGGCAGCCUGAUAGGAAUGUGGGGAGAACAAGUUACAGAGAUAACUAGCAGGGUGAUGGGAUUGCUCUGAGCUACUAUGGACUCAUCGGGCCAUAUGGUUGCCUUCUACCUCGUAAGGAAAUAAUCUAACAUGUUGCCUCUUGUGACCAAACACCUUGCUGAGGCAUGUUCAGCAGCAUUGUAUGGAAAUGUCACCUGUAUUAGAUAGUAAGUGGAGCCAAAGCUGUGACUUUAUUUUACAUAUAUUUUGGAUUUUUUUUUGUUGGAUCUGGUCAUUUAGAUUUUUUUUUAAUUAAAGAAUUUGAUGGUUUGACAUUUUACUAGAGUGGCUGAAAAUUGAAAAUUUUCUGACGGGAAUAUUGAUGAAGUUGAAUCUAUGUGCUUUAAAUUCAGUACAACUUUUUCUGUUACAUGAUUUAAAGCCUGAUGGACUUGUGUAGCAUUAAUAGUUGUGAGCUUUUGAAAAAGAGUAAAGAUUUAAGAUUAGUUUUAUUUAUUAAGGUACAUCGAAACAUACGGUGAAAUGCGUCAUUUGUAUCAAUGGCCAACUCAAUACAAGGAUGUGCUGGGGAUAGACCACAAGUAGCGCUAUUCUUCUAGCACCAACUUAGUAUGUAUGCCUCAACUCACUAACCCUAAAGGUGUGCCUAGAAUGUGGGAGGAAGCUGGAGCACCUAGAGGAAACCCAUGCAGUCAUGGGGAGAACAUAGAAACUCCCUACGGGUAGCAGCAGGAAUUGAGCCCUGAUCCGUGAUUGCUGGCUCUGUAAAGUGAUGCACUAACCACUACGCUGUUGUGCUGCCUGUAGAAUAUUGUGUCGGAGGGUAAGGUAAUUAUAAUGUAUAGAAAGAGCUUGUUGCCAUUCUGACAUCUCAAAUUUAAAUGAUUUAAGUAUCUUGUAAGACUUGAGCAUAAAGUUUACUAACCCAGAGAUUUCUUGCUAGUUUUGUGCUGAGGUAGAAUUAGAACAUAGAAUGUAAAACACUGCAGCAUAAUAUAGGCCCUUUGGUCCACAAUGUUGUACCAACCUUUUAAUCUACUCGAGGAUCAAGCUAACCCUUCCCUCCCACGUAGUCACCAUUUUACAGUAGAAAAUAGACAGUAUAGUACAGGCCCUUCAGUCCAUGAUGCUGUGCUGACUUUGUAAACUGUUCCAAGAUCAAUCUUACCUUUCCCUCCCCUCUAACCCUCCAUUUUUCUAUCAUCCAUGUGCCUCCCUGAGAGCCUCUUCAGUGCUGCCAAUGUACCUGUCUCAUUGUGGAAUGUGGGAAAAUGCUCCAAUUUCAUCCCAUAUUCGAAAGGUGUAUGGGUUAGUAGCUUAAUUGGUUAUAUGGUAAUUGGUAGGCACAGGCUAAGUCCCUUAAAUAUCCCCAAUACAUCUGCCUCUAUCAUCACCCCUGACAAUACAUUCCACACACCUAUCUCUGACAUUCCUUCCUGUACCUUUCUCCGAUCACCUUAAAAUUGGGCUCCCUUGUAUUAGCCAUUUCCACCCUGGGAAAACAAUUACUUACUGCCCUUUACACUGCUGGUGUUUAGGGCAGCAAUGAAGAUUCUCCAUCUCUCUCUGUCCUUGGCCACCAUCUCUGUUCUGGCUCAGGGUCUUUAUUUCUACCUCUGUGGUACGACACUAAGUUGUCUUUGGUCUCCCACGUUUCCUCCACCCUUUAGACGGUCCAAUGAGGUGGUGUCUUAAUUCUCAUCACAUGUCCAAUCCAUCUCCAGUGUUUCCUCAUGAUGAUUGUGGCUAUGUCCUCUUGAUGACACUGAAGGAGCCUGGGAAAACUGCGUGAGCUAUACACUCUUAUCAAGGACUUUUAGCGUCUUGCUGUUAGAUUUAUUAAUGCUGGGUUUCACGUCAUUUAUUUGAGUUGUAAUGGUGAGAUUGAUUUACCUAAUCAAACGAAUGGGUAACACAGCUGGUCUGCCAAACUCUCUCAGCAUGCUGGAGAUCUGAAAUAAAGACCAAAUGCUAAAUCCUUCUGGUUACAUGGAGAAAGCAGCUCUGCUGAAAGGUGCAUAUUUGAAACUUCAGUAACUUUAUCUUCUUUUAUUAUCACUUUCACGAUGAUGUUCUUUAAUCAAGGGACUUGGUGAAAUGUGACUCGGUUACCAAAGUCAAAGUAAAUUUAUUGUCAAAAGUGCAUACAACUGUAUUUCACCAUCUAAGAACUUGAGAUUCAUUUGCACUUAUAUACAGGUGAUGCAGAUUUAAUCGCCACCAUUGUCUGUAAGGAGUUUGUUCGGUCUCCUCGUGACCUAGUGGAUCUUCUCUGGAUACUCCUUUCACAGUCCAAAGACGUACUGGUGGGUAGGUUAAUUGGCCAUUGUAAAUUGUCCUGUAAUAAAUCAUUGGGGAUUUAAUCCUAAAUGUGUUGCCACAGGUGGCUGUGGAGGCCAAGUCAUUAAGGCAGAGACUCUUGAUUAGUCAGGGCAUGAAGGGAUAUGGGGAGAAGGUAGGUGAUUGGGGCUGAGAGGGAAAAUGGAUCAGCCAUGAUGAAAUGGUGGAGUAGACUUGAUGGGCCAAAUGGCCUAAUUUGGACCCUUAUGGUCUUGGAGAUUACUUAGUGCAAUUGCUCGAAGGGCCCAUUCUGCGCUAUACCUCGAUAAAUAAAAUACAAUAGAACUUAUGAAAAAUUAUACAUAAGGUCUGACAAAAACCAAUGUGCAAAAGUCAAAUUGUGCAAAUAAGAAAUAAUAAUCCUGUUGUAAAAUUAGCUGUAUUGAUGUAGUAAUAAGUUAAAAUAUCAUGAAUUGUAGAGUUCCUGAAAAUGAGUCUGUAGGUUGUGGAAUCAUAUCAGAGUUGAGGCCAGUGAAGUUAUCCACACCAGGGGGAUAACGAUUCAUAGGAACUUAGAAAUACAGAACACCUACAGCACAAUACAGGCCCUUGGGCCCACAAAGUUGUGCCAAACAUGUCCCUAUCUUAGAAAUUAAGGGACUUCCCCUCUAUUUUACUAAGCUCCAUGUACCUAUUUAAAAGUCUCUUAAAAGACCCUACCGUAUCCGCCUCCACCACCAUUGACGGCAGCCCAUUCCAUGCACUCACUACUCUCUGAGUAAAAAACUUACCCCUGACAUCUCCUCUGUACCUACUCCCCAGCACCUUAAACCUGUGUCCUCUUGUGGCAACCAUUUCAGCCCUGGGAAAAAGCCUGGUAGAAGCAAGAGAGCAGGAUGGGUGACCGAAAGCUUUGAUCGAAGAUGAGCAUUAAGAAUGGCUUUGCAGCUGAAAGAACUCGGGAUUCAAUGAAGUAGUUAGCACUGAGAGCACAAUUGCCAACAGUGUAUUGGGAGAAAUGAGUGAGAGCAGAGGGCUUGUCCAGGAGCACGAAAUAAACCUGUUCCUCCAUCUGGUUCACUCCCCUCAACUGAAUUAAUUCCACAAUCUACAGACUCAUUUUCAAGCAUUCUAAGAUGUAUCUCGGUAUUAUUUUUUUUAAUUUGCACACUUUAGGCAGGAAGAGGGGAGGGAGCUGAAGCACAUUCUGUAAUGAUAAGUAAACCAAUUGUUUGGAAUCAAAUGACCUUGCCUCGUGUCUCAGGGAUGGGUGAGUCUGCACCUGUGCCACUCCCCGCCCCUGGCAUUCCUCCUCUGCCACCUGUCCCGUAGUGCUCCAUCCUCACCAAUCCGAACAUCCUCCGCUCCACGUUGACCAACACAGUACUGUGCAAAUGUCUUAGUCACCCAAACUAGAAAAUGUAUGUGUGUGUGUUUUAGAGUUUUGCACAGUACUGAUGUACCUGUUUCUGAUACUGAAGGUUUACGAGUGUAUUUUAGAGAGAAUUGGGGCAAUUUAAAAGGGACCUGUGACAAGUGGUAGGUAUAAGGAAUAAAUUGCCGGAAAAAGUAGCCCAGGUAGUUGCAAUAACGAAUUCAAGGUUCACGUUUUUUAAAAAUAUAUAUCGUGUACAUCGGAACAUACAGUGAAAUGCGUUGUUUCUGUUAACAAAGGAUGUGCUGGGGGGCAGCCUGUAAGCGUGCCCGUCGCCGUCAGUAAAACAAAACAGUGCAACGAGCAACGGAACAAUAGCAAAACGAGCUCCAUUCCUCCCUCCCACUCAGCAGUCUCCAGCGGCAUCGAGCUUCAACUCCCCCAGAGGACUGGUGGAGAUUUGCAGACUAGGCUCCCACCAACGGGCCUCGGUUUCACGACUUCCGAUUCAACCCCACCCCGACUCAAUAUUCGGCGUCGACAUUUGGAUGUAUGGGAAAGGUUUAGAGCAGGAGUUCCCAAACUGGGUCCGUAGCUUUAAAACAUUUCUUUAAAAGGACAUGGGCCCCAUGAUUGGCAUGGACUUGAUGGGCAGAAGGGCUGCGUGACUUUUAAGACAAGUUACGAACAUGUUCUUUGUCUUUAUCUUCAGAGUGACAAGAGUUAGGGCAUAGGACAGUUCGGAAACGGCAUACAGUUCAUGCGCCAUUGCCAGGAAGUACAGGUUGAAUAAUGCUUACUACAAGCGUAAAAGAGAACAGGAUCAAAACUACCUCAUUAAUUGUUGGCAAGUGACUAACUGUUGUUUUCUGUAUCACAUGCUUUGUACAAGUGGCCAGGCUGCCUGUGAUUUACAAACUGGGGAGCAUUUAAUCUUUUAGCAAGUCCUUGAGACACGCCUCGUUCAGCUCUCAGAAAUGAUGAACCGAGCAAAUUAGUUUUCGCUCGUUCUUCACCGGCAAUGUAAUAUAUGCCAAGGUCAAUAGAUUCUCCUUAACUAGGUGUCAUUUCUGACAUGUGGUAUAUUUUAAAGGCACAUUACUUAAACUUUUACCUGGUCUCAUUUAAUUAUUACCAAUUGUCGCAUUAAAAUGAUCUGUCAACAUCAGGGAGCUAUUAAGAGCAAGGUUGAACAUAUGGAACUGUUUAUUUUUACAAGUGACAUAUAUCAAAGUGCAUUGCGAGUUACAGAUGAGGCUUGCAUUAUGCGUUUGUAUUUGCCUUGUUGCACCUGGGUCAAGUUUAUUGUGUAAUUUUUGUUCUGAAGAAAAAAAGGUCUUAAGAGUACUGUUGUCUUUAUAGAAAAGAUUUACCCUAUAAUCCGUUUUUUUGCUUCAAAAAGAUGUUCCUUGCACGAGAGAUUCUGCAGAUGCUGGACAUCCAGAGCAACACACACACAAUGCUGGAAGAACUCAGCAAGUUAGGCAGCGUCCAUGGAGAGGAUUAGAGAGUUGACGAGUCUACAUCAGGACAUUGCAUUGGGUCAGCUGGUAAAUGUGCUAAAAAUCGAUUAUUUAUUUAGAUUUGGAGAUAAAAAUGCCAAAACCAAAGUUUAACCUCUGUGUCCUGGACCAGGGGAAAGAAUAGUAUCGAGGGACAUUUCUUGUUCUUAGCUCGGUAGUGGUGAAGAGGGGGGAGGGGUUCGGCAGCAUCUGCGGGAGAGGAGAGGAUAGCCGAAGAUUUGCAUCAUCGACGAUUCAUUUCCCUCCAGAGAUGCUGCCUGAUCCCCUGAGUUGCUCAAGCAGUUUGUCUCGUUCCAGAUUCCAGCUUCAGAAUCAGGUUUAUUAGCACUGACUUAUGUGUCCUGUAAUGUAGUGCCGCAGCACUACAAAUGCAAAGACAUAAAAUUAUUACGUUACAAAAUAAACUGCAAAGAAAGAGAGCAACAAGGUAGUGUUCAUGACACGUUCAUAAAUCUGAUGGUGGCGGGGUGGAAGCUGUUAUUGGAUCGUUGCGUGUGGGUCUUCCAGGUACGGGAGGUAACAUCCUCUUGAUGGUGGUAACGUGAAGCGGCAGCCUCGUUACAAGCAUUAGGUAGGUGGUAAAGCAGAUUUAUUUUAUUUAUUGCGAUAUGACGCGGAAUAGGCCCUUCCGGCAUUUGAGCUGCGCCGCACAGUAACUCCAGCCUGUUCAUCUCUUAACCUUUCACCGGCCUUUGGACUGUGGUAGAGAACCGGGACACCCGGAGGAAACAUGCAGUCACGGGGCAUCAGCGGCGGGAAUUGAAUCUGGGUCACUGGCACUGUAAAGCGUUGUGCUAACCACUAUGCUACCGUGCUGCCCGAAGGUAUCAACAAUAAGAGGGCAGUCUGAUUGUGAGCAUCUGUUCUCUCCGUAUCUCUCGUUGCUAUUCUGUUGGUAAAUCUGAAUGCAAGAGCAGGAUCAGGUUUGAUUGUAGUGUAUUUAUGGUCAAGGAGUGAAGAAUAGGAGAACCGACCCAAUGGAAUGUCUCGUUUGUAAUGUAGUACCUGAAAGUGAGAUGAAAAGAUCUUUCAAAAGGAAUUAUUUCUUCAGUUCUGGUCACCUCAUUCUCGGAAGAAAGUAGACAGUUUAGAGAGAGGAUUCACCAGGAUACUGCCUGGAUUAACGAGCAUGUCUUACGGGGAUAGGCAAGAGAGCUAGGGCUUUUCCCUUCAGAGCGAAAGAGGAUGAGAGGUGAUUUAAUAGAUUCAACAUGAUAAGAGGCGUAGGUAGAGUGGACAGCUAGAGGUUUUUUUUCCCCCCCAGAGCGGAAAUGGCUAACACAAGGGGGCAUAAUUUUAAGGUGAUUGGAGGAAAGUAUAGGAGAGGGGAUGUCAGAAGUAAAUUUUCACAGAGAGUGGUGGGUGUGUGGAAUGCACUGCCAGAGAAGGUGGUAGAGGCAGAUUAUUAGGGACAUUUAAGAGUUGGUAGAAAAAUGGCGGGCUAUGUGGAAGGGAGUUAGAUUGAUCUCAGAGUAGGUUAAAAGGUCAGCACAAUAUUGUGGGCUGGAAAACCUGUACUGCGUGUUGUGUUCUGUGUAAAUUGGGCAAGAAAAUCUUCACAGGCCACAAGUAAAGAAGAGUGGAGUCAAUUAGCACGCUCUUCCGGCACGGUGGCAUAGCGGCUAGUGGAAUUUUUACAGCUCCAGUAAUUCCUGCUGCUGUCUGUAAGAAGAGUCUACAUUCCCCCGUGACUCUGGCGAAUUUCCUCCCACAUUCCAAAGACGUAUGAGUUAGGGUCAGUAAGACGUGGGCACGUUAUGUUGGUGCCGGAGGCAUGGCGGUACUCGCGGCCUGCCUCCCAGCGCAUCCUCGGACUGCGUUGGUCGAUGGCACAGACGACACAUUUCUCCCCGUGUUCUGCUGCUAACCGAAUGUAACACUUCAAGGGCCUGACUUAAGGAUGGUGGCCACAUUUCUGGAGUCUGCUGCUUGGACAAUCUGUAUUCAAUUAAUUAGCCCGAAAGUCACUCAAGACACACGAGAACUGAACACUACCAGUGGUUUCUGUGUUGAGGCCCCAUGCGACAGGCUUCGGCAUGUUGUUGCUUUCGUGCUGCCCCGGAGUGUCAGAGCCGUCCCUUCGGGAUCAGACUUCUCUGCAAAUCUUGAUGCUGUUAGUGAUGAGCAUGGUGAGAGGUUUCACCAGGACAUUGCAGUCAUGGAGAAAAGAUACCAGGGCAACUGGAAUCCAUCAAUGCUGGCUGAUUAUCGUUGCACACUUAAGCGAGAGGCCUCAGACACUGAGUACAAGUGAAAAAUCAUCAACAAAACAUUUUUAGCUCAAUUGAACUAUUGCAAAGCAUCAGCACUGUUAUGCAAUUAAACACAUUAUAUUCAAUAAAACUUAGUUUCCUCUUUCUCCCACUUCCUGUGGGAUACAAGUGGUCUGAAAAUAUAUUUGUGUUCAGCUUCAAGUGGUCUAUCAGAAACAAAAUAAAAAUUCCUAGGAAGCAACACUUCCAAAAGAAUUUGUUGCUUAGUGUAAUCAAAGAUGCCACCCACCCGGGACAUUCUCUCGUCUCCCUUCUCCUGCUGGGUGGAAGAUGCAAAAACCUGAAAGAUGUACCACUACACUCAACAACAGCUUCUACUCUGCUGUUAUAUGACCCUAGUAUAAUAGAUCCCUAGUAUAAUAAAUUGGACUCUUGACCUCACCAUCUACCCUGUUAUGAUCUUGCACUUUAUUGUCUGUCUGCACUGCACUUUCUCUGUAGCUGUUACACUUCAUUCAGAAUCAAAUCAGGUUUAAUAUCAUCAGCAUAUGUCAUAAAAUUUUUUGUCUUUGCAGCAGCAGUACAAUGCAAUGCAACAGUACAGUGCAAAAAUAGAAAUAAUAGAAAUAAAAAAGUAGUGAGGUAGUGUUCAUAAUUUCAAUGUCCAUUCAGAAAUUGGAUGGCAGAGGGGAAGGAGCUGUUCCUGAAUAAUUGGAUGUGUGCCUUCAGGCUUCUAUACCUCCUACCUGAUGGUAGCAGUGAGAAGAGGGCAUGUCCUGGAUGGUGGGGGUCCUGAAUGAUGGAUGCAGCAAUGAUGACAUUGCUUCUGGAAGAUAUCCCGGAUACUCUGGAGGCUAGUGCCCAUGAUGGAGCAGGCUAAUUUUACAACUCUCUGUAGCUUACCUUGAUCCAGUGCAGUAGCCAAGCCACACCGCCAACCCAUACCAGACGGAGAUUUUGUUUAUUUCUUCAAGGUUAUUCUUCUACAUUGUUCCUGCUCAAUGCACCGUGUGAAGAUUUAGUUGUAUGGACAGUAUGUAAGACAAGCUACUGACUGUAUCUCAGUACAUGUGACAACAAUAAACUAGUUUCAAUCAGA
Messenger RNA from Hypanus sabinus (Atlantic stingray), 10487 nucleotides. RefSeq names its product mediator complex subunit 20 (gene med20). The record is from RefSeq and is a predicted model, not a curated record. Gene Ontology annotation, cellular component: mediator complex. Bases 123 to 758 code for a protein of 211 amino acids. Gene Ontology annotation, molecular function: transcription coactivator activity. Gene Ontology annotation, biological process: regulation of transcription by RNA polymerase II. NCBI's taxonomy places the organism in Eukaryota, Metazoa, Chordata, Chondrichthyes, Myliobatiformes, Dasyatidae. The transcript has 6 exons.